UAUUGUAUGAUACGUACAGUUUGGAAUGUUUGAGUUGUCUAGAAUUAGGUGCACUUGGCUCCUGUACCGCACAGAAGCCAGGCUCCAGUCAAACACGCAUUCCGGGACGGCACUGCAUAAAACUGGUAACAGUACCCACUGUAACAUAUAAGAACCCUUCCCCGUUGAAACCGCAGUUGCUGUCAUCAGGCACUCUCACUGCACAGCCUCCUUCUGGUGCUUCGUGAUCCCGGUGUUCACAACUAGAAAUUUCAAUGCGCCAGCUUUUAUCCAUCGCCCCUCUUUCCUGUUGUCAUCCAUGCGUAGCCUAGAAGCCCCUUUCUUCCUGGCGACUGAUUCCAUGGCGGCCGCUACCAGGCCCCGCGCUCUGCCUCCUCCUUCGUCUCAGAUUGCAUCAGCGCUAAGCUCCAGCCGCCAUUACUCCUGCCUCAGAUCCGUAGCGCCUGCUUUAAGCCAUUCCCGGCCGCUGUCGUACCCCUCUCCUCAACCCCUGCUUGGCAAUCCCUGCUCCCACCGUCCUCUAAUACUCACUAGAAGCGCAUGUCAUACAGGGCGAUAUUGUGCAUCCGGUUCCAGAGAGAGCGGAACGGCGGUAAAUCUCGCUCCUGGAGCUUGUGAACGGCGGUCGUUAAGGUCGUCCUCUAGGACCGUUACUCGAAGAUUAAGAGGGAUUACGGUUGCAGGAGAGGAAGGUCUACGAAGGAGCGGAAUCGGCCAUGAAGCCUCCCCAUUCACUCACUUCGCGGUGGCUGUACGAAAGACGACGUCCGACGAUCGCUUUCACCUUUCGUCCGUACCGCUGGGCACGCGACCGCAUGCGAUAUCGCAGCCGGGAUCAGGCGCCACGGCAGCCACUGCAGCCACUACAGCGAUCGGUACAGCAGGCACCCCAGGUGGUUUCCGGCGUCACAAUCGACGCGUUCGCACGCAGUCGCACGGGCCUCAGCAAGGCUUUCCUCUCGCUGACACGUCAGCAGCUUCACCAGGGAGCAAUCGCCUCCCUCAUUUAGGUAUUUCCAGCAGGCAAAGUAGCAGAACCCAGCGGCGAGGAGGUUUUCAGAACGAGGGGCAGAGAGGAUGCGGAUGGGGGUCGAAUGGGAUCGUGGAUCCGGGCUUGGGUUGCAACGGCUUCACGCAGCGGGUGUCGGGACGCCGCAGAAGCAGCCUCGUGUGCCGGACCACCAGCAGAGUUUGCGAGGACAGCGGCGGCGGCGGCGGCGGUGGCGGCGGCAGAGGCGGCAGUAGUAGUAGCGGCGGAUUUAUACCCGGUUCCGAUGCUAGCUUUGAUCUUGACGCGGAGCCUUUACUGGACGGUGCUGGUGACAUGGUGAUGGAGUUAGAGGAGUUGGAGUGUAGCUAUGACGGUGUAGCCACGCGGGUUUUAGCGGGAGAUCUUGGGCGACGUAAGCAAGGCCGGGGCGAGGAAGAAGGGGAAGACGAGGAAGCAGAGGAAGCAGAGGAAGAAGAGGAAGCAGAGGAAGAAAAGGACGAGGACGAGAGUAGAGUAAGGGAGGAUGGGAAGUGGUCAUGGGCGAGAGCGGGGAUGGGAUGGGUGGGUGUGAUUGCAUCGCUGGUCACCUCUCGCCUGGCGGAGGAAGAGGAAAGCAGACCGGGGCUGGAGAAAUCGGCAGAGAAGAAGGGCGGGAAGAGCAGCAGGCUGAGCCGCAGCAGCAGUAAUGUUGGUGGGGGUGGGGGUGGUGAAGGAGGAGGAGGAGUUGCAGAAGGUGGCGCUGGUGCGAGGGGAGAGAGCCACCCGGAAUUUGAGAUCUGGAGACUGGAUUCUGCUGGAGUCAACCGAGGCAACCACGCUGCUGAAGCCAAUCGAGUCAGCCAUGGUGCUGGCGGCGAUGGAUGGGCUGGUAGCAGUGACUCUCCUGCUCAUGCUCCUCCUGACGUUACUGCAGCGCCCGGUAUCAAUGGUGCUGCUACCGCUCUCCAUCCCUCUGCCACUCUCCCGGCUGAUGCCGCCAGUGCCAACCCCUUGGGAACGCAUGGUGCUGCUGCCACCAACGGCGUUGCUGCUGCUGCUGCUGCUGCUGCUCCGAACGCUGCUGCUGUUUCUGCGGCUGCUGCUAGUGCAGCCGCUGCCGCGGCAGUGGGCGCGUCCCCUGCGUCGUUCGGGGGCGUGUCUCGCCCGUCUAUUGGCAGCUGGUGGGAGACGUCCGGGCCCGCCUUUGCUGUGGGGCGCGGAUGGGUGGCCUCUGGCUCGGGCCAGGGGGUGGAUGCCCUCACGCUCACCAUGUCUAAGGAACCCGUGUACCAGGUGGUGGAGGUGAGUGCGAACGGGGCGCUACGACAGAGGGAGGUCAGCCGGCGACAGCUACUACGAUACAGUGGUCUCUCCCAGCGGGACAUUCGCCGCAUUGACCCCUCUCUCUGGGUCACCAACGCCCUUCCUGCCCUGCUGGUGCGCGAGAGUGCGAUCCUGGUGAACCUGGGGUCCCUGCGCGCCAUAGCCACUGCUGACUCCGUUCUCAUCUUCGACCACCACAGUGCAGGAGCGCGGGCAUUCCUGGAGGUGCUCCUAGACCGCCUGAGACUAGAUGCUGACCUGGCGGAUGGGGGGCAGGGCGUUGGGGGCCCCAUGCCCUUCGAACUGGAGGUGGUGGAGUGUGCUCUGAUCUCCCGCACGCAGCGUCUGGAGAGCGCUCUGCUGGACGUCGAGCCCAGGGCGAAGGCGCUCUUGGAGGUGCUCCCCACGCACAUCACAGCCGACAACCUCGAGGAACUGCGCCUGGCCAAGCAGGCUCUGGUGGAGCUGGGGUCGAAGGUGGGUGCGCUGCGGCAGAUGCUUCUAGAGCUGCUGGAGCACACGAGUGACCUGCGGCGGAUCACAGCCAUGGGCCGGCACUGCCAGGUCAGCAAGGACGGCGAGCUCGAGUGCCCCACUCCCGUCGACCAGCGGCUCGUGGAAGAGGAGGAGCAGGAGGUGGAGAUGCUGCUUGAGUAUUACCUUCAGCGGUGCGACUCCUGCCAUGGGCAGGCAGAGAAGCUAUUGGAUUCAGCCAGGGAGAUGGAGGACUCUAUCUCGGUCAACCUCAGCUCUCGGCGGCUGGAAGUGAGUCGCUUCGAGCUGCUGCUGCAGGUGGCGACGUUCGCAUCCGCCAUAGGAGCCCUCAUCGCAGGAAUAUUUGGGAUGAACCUUCGAAGUCGGUUGGAAGAGUGUGUCACUGCUUUCUGGAUGACGACAGCAGGCAUCGUCUUGGGUGGUGUAGUCAUGUUCGUGCUCAUGCUGAUGUACUUGAGGCGCCGCAAGAUCCUAUGAGUGCAAUACCUGUGCACAGUCGUCGCGCAAGUAGCAUCACACGUUCCGGUAGCUUAUGUAGGUGGGAGGGGCUAGGGUUGGAGAUUUUAUUUGGCCCAUUAAUUUUAUGAGCUGUAUAGAGCUGUACAUAGCUGGUUCAUGAAACAAUUUGGAAAGUCUGUGGG
Molecule: messenger RNA, 3429 nt
Organism: Closterium sp. NIES-67
Lineage: Eukaryota; Viridiplantae; Streptophyta; Zygnematophyceae; Desmidiales; Closteriaceae
Source: the annotation of a GenBank genome assembly